AUGGAACUCAGUCGCAUCAUCGCCAACCUUCUCAGAGCUCUCCAGCUCGCCUCUGCUACCAUCGUCACCGGUAUCACAGGUUAUUUCCUCUACAAGUCCAGUGCAGACACGUGGGAUCUUGGACGCUUCAUAUACACCGAAGUAGCGUCCAGUUUGGCUAUGCUAGCGGCGAUUAUCUUCAUGCUGCCAUUUACCGACGCCUUCAUCCAAGUGCCAGUCGACAUCAUCAUGAGUUUACUAUGGUGGGUGACAUUCGGGUUGCUCUAUAGCUUUCUCGGAUUCCCCUGCGAAUGGGUGUUUGAAUGGAUGGGCGUCUCACCAUUUGAUGAGCAGUGUGGGAAGUUCAAGGCCGUGGUUGGCUUCUCAUUCGUCUCUGCCAUUCUUUGGCUAGUCUCAGCCAUUCUGAAUUGCCUCAUCAUCCGCCGCCAAGGCCGUCAGGAAGACUCUGACGUCAGGAACCACUAUCGCCAACGGGAGAUGCGGGAAGCUCAGACCGAAGUUUAA
This is a messenger RNA of Pochonia chlamydosporia 170, 504 nucleotides long. RefSeq lists its product as hypothetical. The transcript has 2 exons. The record is from RefSeq and is a predicted model, not a curated record. Gene Ontology annotation, cellular component: membrane. The coding region runs from base 1 to 504 and encodes 167 amino acids. Lineage: Eukaryota; Fungi; Ascomycota; Sordariomycetes; Hypocreales; Clavicipitaceae.